Messenger RNA from Neurospora crassa OR74A, 2094 nucleotides. RefSeq names its product seryl-tRNA synthetase. Gene Ontology annotation, molecular function: serine-tRNA ligase activity; ATP binding; tRNA binding. The coding region runs from base 161 to 1816 and encodes 551 amino acids. The transcript has a single exon. The record is from RefSeq and is a predicted model, not a curated record. Gene Ontology annotation, biological process: mitochondrial seryl-tRNA aminoacylation. Gene Ontology annotation, cellular component: mitochondrion. NCBI's taxonomy places the organism in Eukaryota, Fungi, Ascomycota, Sordariomycetes, Sordariales, Sordariaceae.
CCGCGAUAAGGUGUCACAAUAACCUCGAUAACGACCGUUGUCUCGUCAACCACCACUCCUCCAGAGCUCAGCUGCUAGGAGAGCGGGAGUCAGUCCGUAGACUCGUAUCUAAUUAAUACCUUAUAACAUUCACAUCAACAACGUCAAUCGCCCACCCACCAUGAGACUGUCGCGACUGGCCAUGCGGCCCUACACCUGUCUUCAAUGCCUCACCCGGACACGCCCCGUCUUCCGUCGACCUACUACUACUACCUCUAUACAAACACCGCGCAUCGCUUCCCUCCAUAACAGCUCCCGCUUCCUUCAACAGCAACAACAACAACAAUCCUCAGACUCCCCAGCUGCUGCUUCUCGACCAAGCAUAGCCCCCAAGCCCGUCGUCGAUAUCAAGCACAUCCGCCAAAACCCAGACCUCUACGCCCAAAACUGCAUCGACCGCAACUAUCACCAACAAGCCUCCUACCCACAACGCAUCAACGACCUCCACGCCCAAUGGCAAGCGAAGCAGCGUGAGGCUCGCUCUCUGCGUGAACGCUCCAAUAUCCUGCGCCGCCAGCUCACCGACCCCGGUUCCAUCCGCGACGAAAAUGCCGACACCAUCGCCGCGGGCACCAAGUUCCUGACGAGGGACGAACUCAUUGCCGAAGCCCGCAAGCUCAAGUCCCUCCUCUCGACCAUCGAAGCCGAAGAAACACGUAUUCUAUCCGAGAUCGAGUCCCUCGCCCUGGCCAUCCCCAACCUCACCUCGGAAGAAUCCCCCCGGGGCCCCGAACCCAAACUUCUGUCCUUGAUCAACGAACACCCCGAACCCGUCCCUUCGGCCUCCGACCGCGUCUGGCGUUCCCACGUUCACAUUGGCAACGAGCUGGGUCUUCUCGACUUCGCCUCCGCCGGUACCACCUCCGGCUGGGGUUGGUACUUCCUCCUUGACGAAGCUGCCCAGCUCGAGCAAGCACUCAUCGCCUACGCCCUCGACCUCGCCGUGCGCUCCGGCUGGCGCCAAGUCAGCCCGCCCUCCAUGGUCUACUCGCACAUCGCCUCGGCCUGCGGUUUCCAGCCGCGCGACCAGAACGGCGAAACGCAGAUCUAUGCCCUCGCCCAAUCUGCCGACGACGCCGCCCGCGGCAAGCCCGAGCUCUCCAUGGCCGGCACCUCAGAGAUCCCGCUCGCGGGCAUGCACGCCUCCAAAAUGCUUCUCUGCCCCGGCGACAUCUCCGAGUUUUCUCCCCUGAAAUACGUCGCCGUCUCGCGCUGCUACCGUGCCGAAGCCGGCUCCCGCGGCCUCGAGACCAAGGGCUUGUAUCGCGUGCACGAGUUCACCAAAGUCGAGCUCUUUGGGUGGACGUACCCCUCUCUCGACUCGGCGACCGACGUGUUCAACGAGAUCGUCGACUUGCAAACCGACCUCUUGUCUUCCCUCGGUCUGCACUGCCGCGUGCUAGAGAUGCCCACGCACGACCUCGGCGCUUCGGCCACGCGCAAGAUUGACAUUGAGGCCUUUUUCCCCAGCAGGAGGGAACGCAACGAAGGGUGGGGCGAGGUCACGAGCGCGAGCAUAUGCACUGAUUAUCAGGCUAGAAGGCUGGCGACGAGGCUAAAGGGCGAGGAUGGCAAGAUGAUUGAGGGCGGUUAUCCGUUUACGGUGAACGGGACGGCCAUGGCGGUGCCGAGAGUGCUGGCCGCGUUGUUGGAGAAUGGCUGGGACGAGGAGACUGGCACGGUGGUCAUCCCCGAGGUGUUGAGGGGGUGGAUGGGUGGGAAGGAGAGAAUUGGGCCCAAGCCGCCGACUAAGAAGGGGUUAGGAGUUGGUGUUUAGUAGAUGUCAAGGGGGUAGGUAUGGUCUUUGGGACAUGGCAAGGGGAUAAAGGGAGUUGGUCGGUGGUGUAUGAUACAGGUGUACGGUUGGUUGUAUUACUUUUGGCAGGAAAAGCAUGUUAAUGGAGUACGGUUAUUUGUUUGUAUUGCACAUCCCGCCUACUGCUCACUGCCGUGAUGCCUCGCUCGAAGGACUGGGUUGAGGAUUUUGGCCUGUCGUCUGUCCAAAGAAUAGGUAAUAUGUAUUCCGCUGUAAUAGUGAGUGUCUACUUCAAUCCG